This is a messenger RNA of Geodia barretti, 993 nucleotides long. The record is from the annotation of a GenBank genome assembly. Lineage: Eukaryota; Metazoa; Porifera; Demospongiae; Tetractinellida; Geodiidae.
AUGGGUUCGUUAACCGCGCAGCAGGUUGAAGGCUUUUAUAAGUACGGGUUCUUAAAGGUCGACGGUGUCCUUGACCCGGAAGAGUACCUCGACCCAAUUAUUGAUGAGUAUUCCGGCGUCCUCGACCGGCUGGCAGAUGAGCUUUACGACAAAGGCGAGAUCAAGUCCAGAUACGAGGAUUUGCCGUUCGGCGAUCGAGUAACUGCGAUUUAUGCCGAGACGGGAAAGCAGUUCAGCGGUUACUUCGAUUUUUCCCUGCCAUUUAUGGGAGUGACCGAAGAGACACCGUUCUGGACAGGACAAGCCGUCCUGAACGCGCUACUGCGGCAGAGCCUGCUCGACGCCGUCGAGUCGCUUAUCGGUUCGGAAAUCUACUCCAAUCCUGUACAGCACGUACGAAUCAAGCCGCCUGAGCAGUACUUGCCCAAGAACGCUAACGGCGAGCCGGUGAUCGGCGCUACGGAAUGGCACCAGGACCACGGAGUGGUGACCGAGAACGCCGACGAUACGAACAUGAUCACGGCCUGGUUCUCAUUGACCGACGCGGCCAUCGAGCAGGGCCCGCUGAAGAUCGUGCCCCAGAGCCACGACAGCGGAUUGCUCACCCACUGCCUGAACUACCAGGGCACGGGGCGAAGGGUCAUCCCCGAGAACUUGUUCGAUAUCGACUCCACACUGCCGAUGCCGGCCAAGCGCGGCGACGUUAUCUUCCUGCACAGGGAGACGGUGCACGGGUCCCUUGCAAACGUCAGCGAGAAGAUCCGGUGGAGUUUCGACCUUCGGUACAACCCGAUUGGCCAGCCAACCGGACGAGACGCCUUCCCCGGAUUUGUGGCCCGCAGCCGCAAGAAUCCUGAAGCGGAACUCAGGGACGCAGAGACCUGGACCGACCUGUGGACGAAAACUCGCACAAAGAUGGCCAGCAUCAACCAGGGUGAUAUGGGCGACGUGAAAUUCGGUCGCUGGUCCGAAGGUCACCCCGACUGCGCAUAA